Gongylonema pulchrum is the source of this 436-nucleotide messenger RNA. NCBI's taxonomy places the organism in Eukaryota, Metazoa, Nematoda, Chromadorea, Rhabditida, Gongylonematidae. The record is from the annotation of a GenBank genome assembly.
GAAUAACAACGGUACUGACGAUGACAACAAUCAGUACAGGAGUACGACAAUCAUUACCUCGUAUUAGUUAUGUUAAAAGUAUUGAUAUCUACCUUGUGAUGUGCUUUAUGUUCGUUUUCGCAGCUUUAUUGGAGUAUGCAGCAGUAAACUAUUCCUAUUAUGGCGGUCGAAGUCGACACCGUGAAAUUGCCAUUAGCGAAUGGCCUAGCAACAACAAGCAGCGGCGCAGUACGAAGGACAAAGAAGACACAGAAGGAAGUAUCAAUCUGCGUGAUUUGGUCCCUCGUUCACUUAUUGAGGAGCGUGGUGAACGUAAACGUUCGGCAUCACCACUGCCAUCACUGAUGCAGAAGACCAAUAAAGUUGAGGAACUAGGUGUCCCGGAUUAUCCAAGGCUCAUCACCACUGCUAAAUUUCGUUACGGUAAACGGUAAGC